AUGUCUUCGUCAAAUUCCAUAACUCUCACAACCCUUCCAUUCGAGGUUCUGAGCGAGAUCUCAUCAUUUCUCGACAGCCGAUCCCUAAAAGCCCUACGACUAGCUUCACCCAAAACCAAACUAUCCGACGCCGCAUUUCCUACUCUUUUCCAUUCCCUCAGCCUCCGUUUCAAACCUCCAGGAUAUAAUCCUGAGCAAAUUUCCUUGGCUUGCGACUCCCUAGCCGCUGGGGAAACUCACAUCGAGAUCGAUGGCUGCAAGAUCUCCAAUCCUCUUAGUGUUACUAAAAGGCUAGUAAUAGAUACUAGUCGCCCUUAUCGUCAAAGCGUUCGCGAUGCUUCGAAGUUUUACCUUAAUUCUCUUACGACGCAGGAUAAGUCGGGAUCGGUUGAACGUACUGGGGAGCGGCUUGAUAUGUAUCAACUAAAACAGUAUAAAGAACUUCACGGACCUGAGGACUAUGAGGUAUUUAAUAAAGUACUUGAAAGAGUACUUUCUACAGCUAGAUCUCUCAAACAUGUUAGGUGGCGAACGAGUAAUGCUCUGGGUGUAUCUGGACACCAGGAGAUAGCAAUGAUUCUAUGCCGACGAGCGUCUGAUGGAAGGUUUACUUUGGAUAUGACCUUAGCCAUUGACGAUACAGAAAAGCGACGCAAAGUAGCAUUAUACAGUCAAAUCGAUGCAAGAGACCAUCUAAACUGCUUAUUCGGCCUAAGAAGUCUUUCCCUACGAAUGCCAAAACAUCAUCAAAUCGCAAGACCGGAUCUUGCAAAACCAUUAAGCGAAUUAGCCUCUCGAUGUAAAUCAUCAAAUAUCCCGACUCUGGAGCGACCAGACUACAUCAGACUUCCAAACCCCUCGAGUUCGGCUUCACUUUCUCCGUUUUGGAAAUCUACAGAUCCACCGCUUGAAACCCUCGAACUGGUGGGUUUGGACUUGGAGAGUAAUACGGAUGAUAGAUGGAAUAAAUUCAAAUCCGGUACGACUUUGAUGAUCGGAACCGACCUAUGGAGAUAUGGCAUAAACGCUUAUCCUAGAAUCUAUAUAUUUCCUUUCCUCCAGGGGUCGGGGAUUUGGGUUAAGAGGUUGAAGUUGGAUGUAUACCCACCAGAUCUUGGAGAGUAUCUGUUAGCAAGGGGUACAAGCUUUUUAACGGAUAUUGAAAUAAAUCUCAAAGGGCAAAAGCUGCUGAAUGGGAUGAGCCUAGGCACCGAGUUCUGGAGAGACGUGGUUCCAAUGCAUUCCGCUACACUUAAAAGCAUUCGAAUCUUUACAGACUGGCAGGGAGACGGCUGGUGUUUUCACGGCGAACCAACAAAUCCUGCAAAACUAGCGCUUGAGAAGUGUAAAGAGCUCGAGGAGUUAAGAAUUGGCUUUAUCGAUCGUGAGAAAAAUUACAUAAAAGACCUCAUCGAUUGCGUUUUAGAGUCUUGUCCGAAAUUCCACUUGCUUGAAAUGGAGUUUUGUUAUGGAUUUGGGGAUAAUACUAGGGAAUUUAACCUAGAGAGCACCGUUUUGGAAUUGUAUUGGUGGCGGUCUACUGAGAAGCGGUUUAGGAAUAGAGUAUUAGAGGUGAGGAAGAAGAUUGUGUUUGAGGAUUUACUAUUCGAAAGUCGGUUUCAGCAGAAGUUGUCUGUAAUUCCCCGAAUUGUUUGGUUUGAUUAUCUUUUACAGACUUGGAGGUUGGGGGAGGAUAUGAGUGUAGAAGAGGGAGUGGUGCUGAAGAUGAACAGGGUGGAUGAUGAGUAUGUUUAUUGUGAUAUGUUAGAUGAUAGGAGCAUUGAAGGGCCGUUGAAGUAUAUGUAUUGA
This is a messenger RNA of Orbilia oligospora ATCC 24927, 1809 nucleotides long. RefSeq lists its product as uncharacterized. The transcript has 2 exons. Bases 1 to 1809 code for a protein of 602 amino acids. Gene Ontology annotation, molecular function: protein binding. NCBI's taxonomy places the organism in Eukaryota, Fungi, Ascomycota, Orbiliomycetes, Orbiliales, Orbiliaceae. The record is from RefSeq and is a predicted model, not a curated record.